GGCAUGGGAACCAGUUAAAGAAAGUGUCGAUUCACUGGAGUGAAGCCGAGAACUCAGUGGCCUUUGUCUGUCCGUGAAUGUGUCCGGAAAGGCAAAGAAGAGCGAGAUUCUCCUGUGCGGUUUCUCAUCUCCAUGGUGGUAGGUGCUGACAGCUUCAGAGGGGGUACUAAAAGAACCCCCAGCCCCCCGAGCUGCGCUGCUCUUACACGAUGAAAAGGACGCGGGGCUUGGAUCCGAAGCUCGUUAUCUGUCACUAAGAUCUUAACUGAAAAAAAAAAAAUCAAGAACCAUUAACACACCUAGAACGAUUACAGCUCCAGAACUCAACUGAAUGCUCUAAAGACACAACGGAGAAUGAGCUAUUACGGCAGCAGUUAUCGAAUUGUAAACGUGGACUCCAAAUACCCAGGCUACCCCCCAGAGCACAUCAUAGCUGAGAAGAGGAGGGCCAGACGGCGUCUCUUGCACAAAGACGGCAACUGCAAUGUGUAUUUCAAGCACAUUUUUGGGGAAUGGGGGAGUUACAUGGUGGACAUUUUCACCACUCUGGUGGACACCAAAUGGCGCCACAUGUUUGUGAUCUUUUCUUUGUCUUACAUUCUCUCCUGGUUGAUCUUUGGCUCCGUCUUUUGGCUGAUCGCCUUUCAUCACGGAGACCUGCUCAAUGACCCGGACAUCACACCUUGUGUCGACAAUGUUCACUCUUUCACGGGGGCAUUUUUAUUCUCCCUGGAGACCCAGACCACCAUCGGGUACGGUUACCGCUGUGUCACCGAGGAGUGCUCGGUGGCAGUGCUCACGGUGAUCCUGCAGUCCAUCCUAAGCUGCAUCAUCAACACCUUCAUCAUUGGAGCUGCCCUGGCCAAAAUGGCAACUGCCCGAAAGAGAGCCCAGACCAUCCGAUUUAGCUAUUUUGCUCUGAUAGGCAUGAGGGAUGGGAAGCUUUGCCUCAUGUGGCGCAUUGGUGAUUUCCGACCAAACCACGUGGUGGAAGGGACCGUGAGAGCCCAGCUUCUCCGCUAUACAGAAGACAGCGAAGGGCGGAUGACAAUGGCCUUUAAAGACCUCAAGUUAGUCAAUGACCAGAUCAUUCUCGUGACCCCUGUGACAAUCGUUCAUGAGAUCGACCAGGAGAGUCCUCUGUAUGCCCUCGAUCGCAAAGCAGUGGCCAAAGACAACUUUGAGAUCUUGGUGACCUUUAUCUACACUGGUGAUUCUACUGGGACCUCACACCAAUCGAGGAGCUCCUAUGUGCCCCGAGAAAUCCUCUGGGGCCACAGGUUUAAUGACGUCUUGGAGGUGAAGAGGAAGUAUUACAAAGUGAAUUGCUUGCAGUUUGAGGGAAGUGUGGAAGUGUAUGCCCCCUUUUGCAGUGCCAAACAGCUGGACUGGAAAGACCAGCAGCUCCACAACAUGGGGAAGUCAUCACCCGUCCGAGAAUCCUGUACCUCAGACACCAGUGUCAGAAGAAGGUCCUUUAGUGCCGUUGCCAUCGUCAGCAGCUGUGAAAACCCAGAGGAGACCACCACCGCUGUCGAGGAGGAGUGUAAGGAAGCUCCCUAUCGGAAAGCUCUCCUGACUCUAAAUCGAGUCUCCAUAGAGUCCCAGAUGUAAUCCUGCACACAAGCAGGGCUACUACCUGAUCACUUUAUCUUCAGCCAAUCACCUAAGGCAAGUAGUUGUAAUCAUGGCUUUAAACAAUGCUACAGCUGUGUUCUGGUGAUGGUAGUGAGUAGAGUAGGUUAAACUCAUAAAAAAUAAUAUAUAAACUCCAUAGCUUUAUGUCAUUAAUUUUUUUUUUUUUUGCUAGCAAAUUUGGUUUAGAAAUCUAUUAUGAGGACGAACGGAGUAAGUUUCAUCUCCUUUCAUAUCUCAUUUACUUGUAUCUUCAAUUGGAGGAGCAAUUUUCAGUAAUGGGGAGUAAAGACCAGGUGCUGAAAUCAAGAAAAACUGGAAGACAGGAAAACUAGAAUGUGUAAGUUUUUUUAAUCUAUAGAAAAUGAUAACCGGAGAGUGCUUCCUUGUAAAAAGCAUCCUGUCAUCUAACCAAGACAUAUAAGCCAUGCCUUGAGUACCGUCAUAUUGAGAUACGUAAAUGUGAAAUCAUUGGCCAGACAGAGUCACCCAAUUUGCCUCUCACAGUGUCUCAUUAUCAGCAGGCAGACACAGAGGCUGUAAAACAACUGGACAGUGCACCAAUUCUGGGACUUUUCCCAUUGCCGCUUGCCUGGGUAACUAAUGAGUCCUGGAGCUAACUAACCCUGUGGCAGAAGAAACGUUGACGUUGUUAUUUAGAGCAGUGUCACUCUCUCAAAGACAGUGGUGGACAUCCUCAGACCCUUUGAGAGAGAACUUUGCCUCUGUCCUGAAAUCGUGCAGUAUGGGCUGCUAUGCAAGGAAUAGAAGCCUCCCCACCUCCCACUCCCUGCUCCUUGGCGCAGGUGAGGAGAGAAGGAUGUGUUUAUUUGUGCCCAGAAACAUCUUGGUCACCUUAUCUAGAGACAUAAAUGCCUCUAGUUCGAAAUUGAAAAUAAAAUCUUUUGUUGAACAAGCA
This is a messenger RNA of Ictidomys tridecemlineatus (thirteen-lined ground squirrel), 2554 nucleotides long. RefSeq names its product potassium inwardly rectifying channel subfamily J member 16 (gene Kcnj16). Gene Ontology annotation, cellular component: plasma membrane. The record is from RefSeq and is a predicted model, not a curated record. NCBI's taxonomy places the organism in Eukaryota, Metazoa, Chordata, Mammalia, Rodentia, Sciuridae. Gene Ontology annotation, molecular function: inward rectifier potassium channel activity. Gene Ontology annotation, biological process: potassium ion import across plasma membrane; regulation of monoatomic ion transmembrane transport.